Messenger RNA from Callithrix jacchus (white-tufted-ear marmoset), 2308 nucleotides. RefSeq names its product hydroxysteroid 17-beta dehydrogenase 7 (gene HSD17B7). Gene Ontology annotation, cellular component: endoplasmic reticulum membrane. The record is from RefSeq and is a predicted model, not a curated record. Gene Ontology annotation, molecular function: estradiol 17-beta-dehydrogenase [NAD(P)+] activity; 5-alpha-androstane-3-beta,17-beta-diol dehydrogenase (NADP+) activity; 3-beta-hydroxysteroid 3-dehydrogenase (NADP+) activity. Lineage: Eukaryota; Metazoa; Chordata; Mammalia; Primates; Cebidae. Gene Ontology annotation, biological process: cholesterol biosynthetic process.
AGGCGGGACAUGGCCUACUCUGAUUGGUGACGGGAGAGGUGGGCCGGGCUGGGCCGAAAGCUCAGGACUUCCGAAAGCAGCCGCGGCGUCUGCCUCAGUCCCUGGAAGUGUGCGUGCGCGAAGAUGCGAAAGGUGGUUUUGAUCACCGGGGCGAGCAGUGGCAUUGGCCUGGCCCUCUGCAAGAGGUUGCUGGUGGAAGAUGAUGAGCUUCAUCUGUGUUUGGCAUGUAGGAACAUGAGCAAGGCAGAAGCUGUCCGUGCUGCUCUACUGGCCUCUCACCCCACUGCUGAGGUCACCGUUGUCCAGGUGGAUGUCAGCAACCUGCAGUCUGUCUUCCAGGCCUCUAAGGAACUUAAGCAAAGGUUUCAGAGAUUUGACUGUAUAUAUCUAAAUGCUGGGAUCAUGCCUAAUCCACACCUAAAUAUCAAAGCACUUUUCUCUGGCCUCUUUUCAAGAAAUGUGAUUCAUGUGUUCUCCACAGCUGAAGGCCUGCUGACCCAGGAUGAUAAGAUCACUGCUGAUGGACUUCAGGAGGUGUUUGAGACCAAUGUCUUUGGCCAUUUUAUCCUGAUUCGGGAACUGGAGCCUCUCCUCUGUCACAGUGAUAAUCCAUCUCAGCUCAUCUGGACAUCAUCUCGCAAUGCAAGGAAAUCUAAUUUCAGCCUCGAGGACUUCCAGCACAGCAAAGGCAAGGAACCCUACAGCUCUUCCAAAUAUGCCACUGACCUUCUCAGUGUGGCUUUGAACAGGAACUUCAACCAGCAGGGUCUCUAUUCCAAUGUGGUGUGUCCAGGUACAGCAUUGACCAAUUUGACAUACGGAGUUCUGCCUCCCUUCAUAUGGACACUGUUGAUGCCAGCAAUAUUGCUGAUGCGCUUUUUUGCAAAUGCAUUCACUUUGACACCAUACAAUGGAACAGAAGCACUGGUAUGGCUUUUCCACCAAAAGCCUGAAUCUCUCAAUCCUCUAAUCAAAUACCUGAGUGCCACCACUGGCUUUGGAAGAAAUUACAUCACAACCCAGAAGAUGGACCUAGAUGAAGAUACUGCUGAAAAAUUUUAUCAAAAGUUACUGGAACUGGAAAAGCACGUUAGGGUCACUGUUCAAAAAACAUAACCAGGCCAGGUGCGGUGGCUCAUGCCUGUAAUCCCAGCACUUUGGGAUGCCAAGGCAGAAGGAUCACUUGAGACCAGGAGUUCAAGAUCAGCCUGGGAAACAUAGUGAGACCCUGACUCUUCAAAAAGAAAUUCAAAAAUUAGCUGGGUGUGGUGGCAUGUGCCUGUAGCUCUAACUACUCAGGAGGAUGAAGUGGGAGGAUCUCUUGAGGCUGGGAGGCAGAGUUUGCAGUGAGCUGAGAUUGUGCCACUGCACUACAGUUUGGGUCAUGGCGAGACCCUGUCUCAAAAAAAAUAUGUAUAUGUAACCAGACCUGACAAUGACGCUCUCUGGAACAUUGUGUACGUUCUUUAUAUUCUGGGGCACAUGGGUUUCUAUCGAGUUGGAUAAUGUGCAUUUGUAAUAAAUUAUGAACUGUCUCUUUUCCUUUCUUUUGGAAUUCUCUUCAAGACUGUAUAUGUGCACAUGCUCCUAUGGAUGUGAGAAAAAGAUGGGGCCAGCCGCAGGGGCUCAAGCCUGUUAUCCCAGCACUUUGGGAGGCCGAGGUGGGCAGAUCACAAGUUCAGGAGUUUGAGACCAGCCUGGCCAACAUGGUAAAAACCUGUCUCUACUAAAAAUGCAAAACUUAGCCACAUGUGGUGGUACGUGCUUGUAAUCUCAGCUACUUGGGAGGCUGAGACACGAGAAUCACUUGAACCCAGGACACAGAGGUUGUAGUGAGCCAAGAUCUGCCAGUGCCCUCCAGCCUGAGUGACAGAGCAAGAUUCCAUUUCCAAAAAUAUAUAUAUAAAGUAAAAAUAUCAGUUAUUAUCUGGAAUGGUAUUACAUCAAAAUUAUUAGAGUUCUUUUCUGAAAAAUUUUAUGUACAAAUAAAAAUUAUUCCAGUCACCCAACAGAAUAUCUGUUUAUAUUAUUCUGUCGACUGGGGCUCAAGCUGCGCUCCAUGGGAUAAGAGGUGGACUUGAAUAAUUGUGACACAGGCACCCACUGCUCCUUUUUUUGGCCUGCCCCCAGCAAGAGGAAGUACUGCCCACUCAGAAUGGCAGUCAUAGCUUUGUUGCUUUAUGAGCAACUUUUUUAGCUCUUUUGCCUUAUUUCUUUCUCUAUAUGCUGCUUCUGACCAUCUUAAGAUUGUUAAUCCUAACAGUCCUCAUGGGUACUCAUGUGGUUAAUAAUAAAAACCAAAUCAAUA